UUAUUAUUAGCUGUUUUCCGACGACGUGCCCGUGCUCGUUCUUACACAAAUUUUCUACCUGCAGAGAAGUUAAAUUUAAUUUAAUAAAUAGUAAUCAGUAGUUAGGGUUAUUAAAUUGCCUAGAAAAUGAGUGAAGAAACGCAACAGAAACUUCAGCAAGUUCUAACCGAUUUCAAAGCCUCUCAGAAACAAUACAGCAAGACAGUUGCUCAGGUGCGAAAACUAGAGGGACAGUUGCAGGAAAAUGCUGCUGUCAAAAAGGAGUUAGAAUUAAUAAAGGAUGAUGCUGAAGUGUUUAAAUUAAUUGGACCUAUACUGGUGAAGCAGGAACCUGUUGAGGCACGACAAACCGUUGAUAAAAGAAUGUCCUAUAUUCAAGGAGAACUGAAGAGGUUAGAAGAUACGAUAAGUUCUCUCGAUACGAAGCAAGAGUCGCUACAACAGAAGCUUAAUGAACUUCAGGCGAAAAUGGUGCAGGAACAACAAAAACAGCCGUAAAACUCAAAUUUGUUUUUCUAUUGUAAAUUUAAUUUAUCUUUAACUACACUUGUCCCGUGUGAUAAAAUCAACUCAUGUCAUAGUAUUCUUUGCUUGUCAGUAACUAGAAAAUUGUUCUAACAUUAUGCUAAUCGUGAAUUCAAUGAAAUGGUUAUUUAUCCUUAUCUACAGGCGUGACAAUAAAAUUUAAUCAACAACAUUUUCGCUGAUAUGAGUGAAAAUGUCAAACUGGGAACAAAAGACCUGGUAAUAAAUUUUUCAGAUUUUAGUAAUAAAAAUUUUUUAAGAUUCAGGUCUUGUAAAUAAGGGUGUAAAUACCCUCGCCGUUUCUUCCAAAGAGAAUAAUUAAUUUGCUGGAAGGGUAGUACAUUUAAUAGGCUGAAUCAUCUAAAUCUCAUUUUUUGAUCCUAAGAUCAAAUGAUAUUCCGCUCUUGUCUACUGAUACUUCAUUUUCAAGUCACGCAUAGUUGAGAGACUUGGAAGACAAGGUAUAUGAGUGCAGUUUUUGAAAAAAUUAGGAUAUUAAUGAGCUCAAUUAAAACUAGGUUGCUUGCAAGUAUAUUCUAUGACAAAUUCACAACUAAAAUCCAACUUUAAAGCAUCAAAAAGUGAGUUUAAACUUCUUUUGUGCCAUAAGGCUCCAUGUACUUAAUUAUGAAACUUUUGACAAAAAAUCCUUGAACUAAUAAAAACUGCACUUGUGCGCCUUGUCCUCAAAAUCCCUCACUUGACUAUUACCAGUGGCCAGCUCCUUUGUGUUAAAACCCAUGAAGCAUCGCACAUUCUCCACUAAAAUUACUAAUUUGCUCUAAUGUUUGUUUUUUUUUCAUUUCAUAUUUCAUUUGCUGUAAUAUUAAGUAUUUUUUUACCCUUAA
This is a messenger RNA of Bemisia tabaci, 1373 nucleotides long. RefSeq names its product prefoldin 6 (gene Pfdn6). Gene Ontology annotation, biological process: protein folding; chaperone-mediated protein complex assembly. Gene Ontology annotation, molecular function: protein-folding chaperone binding. Gene Ontology annotation, cellular component: cytoplasm; prefoldin complex. NCBI's taxonomy places the organism in Eukaryota, Metazoa, Arthropoda, Insecta, Hemiptera, Aleyrodidae. The record is from RefSeq and is a predicted model, not a curated record.